Messenger RNA from Dentiscutata erythropus, 372 nucleotides. The record is from the annotation of a GenBank genome assembly. NCBI's taxonomy places the organism in Eukaryota, Fungi, Glomeromycota, Glomeromycetes, Diversisporales, Gigasporaceae.
AUGGCUGGAUUAAUAAGCUUUAAAGAUGUUUUUAAAAUUGAUAAAGAAAAAUUAUCUUUUAUCACUGAGGAUGAUAUGAGAUUUGCUUGGCAUUAUAUAACUUUAUUUUAUAAUAACGAACCUUGUUCUUUGGAUGAAGAAGCUUAUACGAUUAAUAUUGAUAAAAAUGUGUUGUUUAAUGAUAACAGGAUUGAAGAAAUCGAAGUAGAAAAUGAUGGUAUUAGAGAUUAUUACAAGUUAAAAGAUGAUGUUGGUCACUAUUUUAUUUUAUAUAAUAAUAGUGUAAUUAAACAUAUCGGCACAUAUAAUUAUUUUGAUUAUUAUGAUAUAGAAGAUAACAUUUCUGAAAAAAUUUUUAUUAAAAAUGUAUAA